UGUAAACAAAAUGGAAGAUCUAUCAAGUCGUUUGUACUAUUCAGUUGUCGAUGACAAUAUCGAUGAACUUCGGAGACUUAUAGAAAAUGGAGCGGAUGUAAAUCAGAUUUUCGAAGAUUCUGAUAGAAUCAGUACAAAAUCUAUUUUACAUAUUGCAAGUGAAAAGGGGAGACUCGGUUGUGUGAAAGUUCUUCUGGAAAACGGUGCCUCGGUAAAUGUUCGAGAUCCAUGGGGUAUAACACCAAUUAGAUUCUGCAUAAACGCAGACAAUGAAGAAAUAGCUGACCUUUUAAUAAGACAAGACAAAGAAUCUGCCGAUUCCAAGGACAAAUAUGGAAAAUCGGUUUUACAUGCUGCAGUAGAAGAAGGGUCAGAAAAGUUUGUGAAGCUGUUUCUUCGCAAUGGCGCUGAUGUUGAUAUAACCACAGACGUCGGGGUCACUCCUCUGAUGACACUGAUGACGACAAAGGGACUUGAUAACUAUUUUGUAGUCAUGAAAAUACUAAUUGAUGCAGGUGCAGAUAUUCAUGCUCAUGAUUUUAGAGACAAAAGGACAGCGCUGCAUCUUGCCGCUAUCACAAAGAAGGUAGACGCGGUUGAACUCUUGCUUAGUCUCAAUGCUGAUCCAAAUGAACUGGAUAAAGGUUUAAGAACCCCAUUGACUAACUUAAUGUGUCACCAUAUUUCACUGAGAGGUCGAACAAUUACGGACAUACAAGAUGACGUCAUGACAAUUGUCAUUCUCUUGACACAAGCAGGAACUGAUUUGAACAAUAAUACGACAGACUUCGCAAAUCCUUUGAUAGUAGCAGUGUAUCUUAAAUGUUCGCAAUUGGUACGCUUUUUCCUUGAUAAUGGUGCAAAUGUCGAUCUAAAAUUGCCUUUCUCUGGAGUAACGCCACUUUUGAUUGCUGUAAAGCAAAACGACAUCGACUCUAUAAAAGCUUUGAUGAAUUGGAAUUGCCGACUUGAUAUCGUUGGACGAUGUCGUAUUCGUGGCAAUGACUAUGAACUUGAUCCAUUUGAACUUGCCAUCGACCAAGCAUAUUGGGAUAUCGUUGAAAUGUUGUUGUUGACUGGAUACAAUACUUCUAAACAUUUGUAUCUUCGAGAUUUCGAUUCUGAUGCUGAUAGGCCAUGUUCUUUGAAAGACAAUCCUGAUAUGUUGAAUGUAUUACAAUUGACUGCUUCAACACCUCAGACUUUAAUGAAAUGUUGCGCAUUAGCGAUAAACAAAGCUUUAAAAACUAACAUUUCAAGCAAAAUAGAUGCACUACCUCUGCCUGUCAGUAUAAGAGAUUACUUAAAAAUUCAAUGAUGACUACAUUAUAUAUAUAUAUAUGUGUGUUUAAUACUCAAUUGUCACAUAAUACAUGCUUAAUUUUCUUUUUCUUCAUUGCGUAAAAUUUUAUUUUCGUUAAUUUCUUCCAUUUCGGAUACCAACACUUCCGUAGUUAUGUGAUUGUUAUAGUGAUGAUAUAUUCCACAGGAGAAUAACAAUUCGGAUUGUUGUUGUUUUUUCUGUAUUAGUCCCGACAUUAUUCAAUCUUCCAUUAUCUUGUUAUAGUCACAAAUAGCAAACCCCUGAUGAUUAAAGUUAUUCCAGUGAUAUCGUUAUUCUUUUUACCCUUAUCGCUUUCAUUUACACUAUACUAGCAACUACGAGUUGCCCUUUAAAUUCAUAAUUCACAAUGUGAACAACAGUUUUAAUAUUAACACGACCAGGAUAGGUGACAGAUUUUCAGCAUUCAUAAUCAAAGCAAAAAUUUUUGCUGUUAUAUAAUUUCAAACAGUAUUCUGUAUAAUAAGUGCAAAACCAUGAAAAGCUGUCCAGAGGAAGGGUCAUGUAGCAAACUUUUCAACAGUAUUGUCCAACAAGCAUUAUCUGUCUAAAUGUCUGGCCUGGUAUGUUCAAUUGGUUUGCCUAGACCUGUUCUUGUGAAUGGUCUGUAGCAGUCAUGAAAUGCACAUCUAGAUCUAACUGUUCAGUGAAAAGUUAAAUUGCUAUACUACUUAGAUUUUCUAAGGUUAACUUAGGUGUGGUCAGUGCUCUUAGGUAUUUCUGUGCAGGUUUACCCAUCUGUUUUAUCAGAUUAAAGAGCGAAACCGGGUGAGUCGUCAGGGUAAGCGUCUCCUGAUUGGCUUGCAUUACCCGCCAUGCGAAUCCACACUCAAUUGUCACAAUCGGUAAAACAGAUCAGACGACGUUUCUGAUAUAUAUAAAGAUUUAAUACUGGGAAUACAUGUCGCGAGUGAGUUGGGACACAUACACAUCUUAUCGGUCAACCAGUUCGUGAUGGUGACUUAAACUUGGGAAGUGUAGAUUUCAGUCAUUCUUCUUCAUAACUCUGAGCAGUUUUUGUGUAAGGGGCACUAUACCAAAACAUUUAAGCUAUCUGUUGGGUCGUUUAUCUUUUUUCGUUUUUAAGUCGGAGAUGUCUGUAUUAUUGCUAUUAAUUUGUCUUAUUAUUUUAAAGCGCCAAUCGAUCUUAUUCGUUUAAUAAUAGUUCGCUCAACGAAUUUGGUUUUAGAAAUAUUUAAUUUCCAUACAUUUAGCAACAGGAUUGGAAACGAGACGUCGCAACUUAUAACGUUUCUACGUAUUUAUACAUCAUUGGAUUUCAAAUAUUGGUUUUUGUUUACUCAUUUAUAUAAUACUGUUUUGUUUAAAAACUAUUUUCAAUAAUUAUUAAGUCCUCUCCAACUUACACAACACAAAUAUAUGAUGACAGCAAAACAUGAUAACAUAGACUUCGGAACAAAAAGUGAUGGAGUAUAGGUGCAAACACAAAAUACUCACUGCUGACUUCGAAUAACAGUAUAUUGCUACCUGUUUCAUCAAACUUCGAACUUUAAAAAAACCGAGUUACUUUCGUAAAUAUAUGCUUCAUUUCAUUUUUAAUGUGUUUGUUUUAUUAUCUUUCUGUAUGCCACCCCAAGUGUUUACUCAGGUAAAGAAAAAGGGCCAUCACUGGAAUUCUUCAGUCCGACAGUAAAACUCUUUCAAAAGUGUGUCGUCCGUUUGACUGUGCAGAAUUUAUAGAUGCGCGAAAAAGUCCGGUCGGAAUGGGGCCGUUAAAUUGAUGCCUCACGUACGGCGAGUGACACGCUCUCUGCACAUUGAAGAACUUUAGCAACAACUGUCUGAGGGUUAGAUAGGUGGUUUGUUCAAAAUGGUGGUAAAAUGUCUGCCUCUAUCCACAUUGCCCUUAUUUCCCAGUUGCAGUCCAAAUUUCCCAUCCUUCGUUCAGAUCGAUCUAUCUUUCAGACUAUACCUUUUGUAUGAAUUAACACUUUUGUUUCUCGUCCAAUAAUUGCCACUGGACGUUAAUAAGCAACAAUCAAUAAAUAUAUAUAUAUAUGUAUGUAUCAUCAGCUUAUUGAUUAAAGAUGUCUAUCGAUGAUCGUUGUAAUAGUGCCGACGAUCUAAAUAGCUACAAAUAUCACUUUUUAAUUUUAUCUUAUCGGUUGUAGCAUAAGGAAACUUAAUGUCAAGUCUUCUAACGUUGUUUACUCUACUGUAAGAGUGCAUGUGUGCGUGCGUUGAUAUUAGUAAGUGCAGCUUUAAAACAUUAUCUCUUUUUAAUUUCUUAUCUUUAUAUUUAUUAUUACAUGCUAAUUGAUAUUUUGUAAUGUUCUGACUAUAAUUGUUUACUUGUAUUUAC
Mytilus californianus (California mussel) is the source of this 3665-nucleotide messenger RNA. Its product is annotated as putative ankyrin repeat protein RF_0381. The transcript has 3 exons. Bases 11 to 1318 code for a protein of 435 amino acids. NCBI's taxonomy places the organism in Eukaryota, Metazoa, Mollusca, Bivalvia, Mytilida, Mytilidae. Gene Ontology annotation, molecular function: protein binding. The record is from RefSeq and is a predicted model, not a curated record.